Molecule: messenger RNA, 2778 nt
Organism: Gamsiella multidivaricata
Lineage: Eukaryota; Fungi; Mortierellomycota; Mortierellomycetes; Mortierellales; Mortierellaceae
Exons: 2
Coding region: 1-2778 (925 amino acids)
Source: RefSeq, a predicted model, not a curated record
AUGCGGUCAGCUACAAAGACCAGCAGUAUGUCGCUGCUGUUGAUGGUCUUCGCGACAGUGUCCUGGAUUAAUACAGCAUUCGCCAACAUCGCAUUCACCCCCUUUGCCAACAACACGAGCGUCAAACCUGGCGACUUUAUGGACAUCACAUGGACAAGUGCCCCAGCCGUCAAUGGAACAGCCGCCAACAAUGAUCCCUUCAAUCUUAGCUUGCGUGCACUCACUGGCCAAAGAUACGAUCUCCAGCGCAAUGUCGCUCAGACCCUCCUAACCCUCCGUGUCCAAAUCCCCGCGGGAGCUACAGGUGGAAAGCAUAGCUUCUAUGCUGAAUACUCAGGCACUGGUGCCAAGACCGCAAGUUCCAGCCAGUUCAAUAUCUCAGGUGCUGUUGUCACCACCGCUUCGGCCGCUCCUGCGCCAUCAGGCACAAGCUCAGCCAGCCACCCACCUACACACACAGCCGCACCCGGUGCGACUCCCUCAGCCGACACUGGUAUUUCUGGUGUAACUUUGGCGAUUAUCAUCGCCGUCGUCGUCGUCGUCCUGGUCCUGAUUGCCCUCGUCUUCUUCUGUCGCCAUCGUCGUCGCGUGGCCGAGGCUAAGGUCGACAGCCGGUCCAUAGACGAUAGCAAGGAAGCCGGCUUCACCUCUGGUCCAGGCGCCUAUGGAUCCAAGAGUCAGGACAAGGAGUCUUUGACGCGAUCUGCCGGCUCUGGUGGCGGACCUGUUGACGGCGGCAUGGUAGCCAUUCCCCUGAACGGUGGUCCCGCAACUCGUCCACCUCGCCCUGAGGAUGGUCCUCGGUCACAGCAAUCGCAUCUCAUGCAGCAUGCCGGCAGCCCCACCAGGAGUCCAUUUGAUGGACCAGAUAUGAUGAUGCCCCCACCAGGAGCAUCACCCCGUCAGCAAAAUCAGCAACAGCAUUUGUAUCAGCCUCCCCCUCAGCUCCCGCCACCUCAGCAGAUGUCGCCCUUCAGCCAACCAGCACAGCCCUAUGGAAUGUCCAAUCCAUUGAUGGCACCAUCUCAUGCCCACCAGCAACAGCAGCUUCAACGGAAUCAGAACCCUUACCAACAGAACAACCGCGAGUCUAUCGAUUCCGAGCUUGAGUCGGUCUAUGACCCCAAUCGCCCACGCGUAGCGCCUAACAGCAACCCUGCGGCGAACGUUCGUGCCUCGCCCCUGGGAUCUGGAUCCCCAUUGAAGCACUCGCCUUCCGCACAAUCGAUCAACAGCAACCGGCUUCCUCAUAAUAUGAGUCCUCAGCCCCAGAACCAGACUCAGAAUCCAUUCACUCAGCCGGAACACGAGAUCAUGGCAGUCGCUGCUGCCGUUGCUGCUGCCGUUGCUGCUGCCUCGUCCCCAGGUCAGACCCAUCGUCAGUUGCAGCAGGAUCCUCGUAUAAGCCCCGCUGCUCGAUCUGCUCCCUCGCCUAGAAUGAAAGAGAUUGAGAUGCAGCCGCUUGAUAUCCAGCAACACCAUUAUGAGCAGCAGCAAAAAAUGAUGCAACGCCAGCAACAAGAGCAACAGCAGCAGCAGUCUACACAACCUGCACCUGUUCCUGCCCCCGUUCCUGCACCCGUCCCUGCACCCGUCCCUGCCUCUGUGCCUGCACCGAUGCCUGCAGCCCAAAAAUCCAUUAACCCGACUCAGUUCGAUGACAAAGCCGAGCUCCAAGAGGACGAUAACGUCGUCGCUUACAACGGAUACCGCGACACCAUCUUUGGAGCUUAUGCUCACAAUGACGACGAGGAUGAAGAGGACGAGCAUAAAUCAUCCAUCCCAGCUGUCCCCGUCUUGCCAGCGGCCCAAAUCUCGACCCAGAAGAACACGGAGCAACCAUCGAUGGAGCAGGCCACCGGUGGAGCCGAAAUCCAGCGUAAGAAGUCCGUCAAGUUCACAGGAGUCCCUCCUUCGGGUCCUAUUGUCUUGCCAAGCCAUGAGGCCGCCAAAGAACACCAGGCUCAGCGUCAGCAGCGCUACCAGCAACAGGAGGAUCAGGGCCAGCAGCAACGUCAACAGAGCCGUCCUUUCUCGGAAGCAGAAUACACGGAGAUGGAUUUCGGCGACGAGGAUUACGAAGAUGAGGACGAUAUCAAGAACCGACUUAUGGAGACAGAGGUCCCCAGCCCUGUGUCGAGCACCUCCUCGCGGCCCUACAUUGACACCGCCGUCGGCAACUCGUCUUCACCUCAGACUAGUGCCGCGGGCCUCAAUAACUUUUCUCCGAUCCGCUCCCCAGGUGGAUAUGUUCCCCCACCACCAGUAGCAACACAGCAAUCCUUCAAGCCAACCGCCGCUGAGGACUCGCCUAGCCUGGACACGGGCUUCGGACAUGGCUUCUACGAAGAUGUCCUGGCAGCGGUCGAAAAGACUGUGCCCCCACCCUCGACGACGGCUCCUUCGCCUACAUCGGCCUCCUCGCCUAAAUCCCCACAGCCCCCUGCUUCCUCAACACCAGGAUAUGUCAAGCCGGUGAUGCCCCCCGUGCCACGGUCACCCUCGCCCCCACCGGCGAUGGUCACGCCACAACAGUUUGUGCAGCAGAAGCAUAUCUCGGUCCCACAGCCGCUGCAGAUCCAGCCCGUGAACGAGCAGGUCUUUGGAGCACCUUCUCCGCGCAUCGCUCCCUCGGUCGUGAAACAGUUCCAUGCGAACAAGGCCUACCCUUCCCCAUCGGUCUCACCGGCGCCACUUCCGGCCGCUAGCAAUCAUAACCAUAGCGCGCAGGGACAGCAGCCUGGUGGAGAGUUCUAUGAGGGAUCAUCGCUGCUUUAA